This is a messenger RNA of Chionomys nivalis (European snow vole), 2844 nucleotides long. RefSeq names its product phosphodiesterase 11A (gene Pde11a). The record is from RefSeq and is a predicted model, not a curated record. NCBI's taxonomy places the organism in Eukaryota, Metazoa, Chordata, Mammalia, Rodentia, Cricetidae. The coding region runs from base 40 to 2844 and encodes 934 amino acids. The transcript is spliced from 20 exons. Gene Ontology annotation, biological process: signal transduction. Gene Ontology annotation, molecular function: 3',5'-cyclic-nucleotide phosphodiesterase activity; protein binding.
UCCAAGAGCAGAGAGACAAGGCAAGGGGCGCCUUGGACCAUGGAAGCCUCCAGCCUGGACUUCGGGGAGGUGGAAACUUUUCUGGAUAGGCAUCCAGAGUUGUUGGAAGACUAUUUGAUGCGGAAAGGGAAGCAGGAGCUGGUGGACAAGUGGCUACAAAGGCACAGUCCGGGACAGGGGGCUUCAGGCCUGAAGCCUGCCCUGGCUGGCACUGGCAGCUUGGCUCAGGGUAGUGGCAGAGGCAGCACUGGGAAUGCUGGUGUUGCUGGACCACAGGGCUCUGCUAACAGCCAUCCCAUGCCCAGUGGUGGGGAAAGUACUGGGGUUCCCCUGAGCCCCAGCUGGGCCAGUGGCAGCCGGGGCGAUGGGAAUCUGCAGCGGAAAGCUUCGCAGAAAGAGCUGCGGAAGAGCUUUGCCCGCUCUAAAGCCAUUCAUGUGAACAGGACCUACGAUGAACAGGUGACCUCCCGGGCCCAGGAGCCCAUGAGCAGUGUCCGGCGUAGAGCCCUGCUCAGGAAGGCCAGCUCUCUGCCCCCCACCACAGCCCACAUUCUCAGCGCCCUGCUGGAAUCAAGGGUGAAUCUGCCUCAAUAUCCCCCUACGGCCAUCGACUAUAAAUGCCACCUCAAAAAGCAUAACGAACGCCAGUUUUUCCUGGAACUGGUCAAGGACAUCUCCAAUGACCUUGACCUCACCAGCCUAAGCUACAAGAUCCUCAUCUUUGUCUGUCUCAUGGUGGACGCUGACCGUUGCUCUCUCUUCUUAGUGGAGGGGGCAGCUGCUGGCAAGAAGAGUUUGGUCUCCAAAUUUUUUGAUGUGCACGCGGGAACCCCACUUCUCCCGUGCAGCAGCACAGAGAACUCAAACGAGGUACAGGUCCCCUGGGGCAAAGGCAUCAUUGGCUAUGUCGGGGAGCACGGAGAGACAGUCAACAUUCCUGAUGCCUAUCAGGACCGAAGAUUCAAUGACGAGAUUGACAAGCUCACUGGGUACAAGACAAAAUCACUCUUGUGCAUGCCAAUCCGGAGCAGCGACGGUGAGAUCAUCGGUGUGGCCCAAGCAAUAAAUAAGAUUCCUGAGGGUGCUCCAUUUACGGAUGAUGACGAAAAAGUUAUGCAGAUGUACCUUCCCUUCUGUGGAAUCGCCAUAUCUAAUGCUCAGCUCUUUGCUGCCUCGAGGAAAGAAUACGAAAGAAGCAGGGCUUUGCUGGAGGUAGUCAACGACCUCUUCGAAGAACAGACUGACCUGGAAAAGAUCGUCAAGAAAAUAAUGCACCGGGCCCAAACUCUGCUGAAAUGUGAACGCUGUUCGGUUUUACUUCUAGAAGACAUUGAAUCUCCAGUGGUGAAGUUUACCAAAUCCUUUGAACUGAUGUCCCCAAAGUGCAGCGCCGAUGCUGAGAACAGUUUCAAAGAAAGCAUGGAGAAGACGUCUUACUCCGACUGGCUGAUAAACAACAGCAUCGCCGAGCUGGUUGCUUCGACGGGCCUUCCUGUGAACGUCAGCGACGCCUACCAGGACCCGCGCUUUGAUGCUGAGGCUGACCAGAUAUCUGGUUUUCACAUAAGAUCUGUUCUCUGUGUCCCUAUUUGGAACAGCAACCACCAAAUAAUUGGGGUCGCUCAAGUGCUGAACAGACUUGACGGGAAACCUUUUGAUGAUGCAGACCAGCGGCUUUUUGAGGCUUUUGUCAUCUUUUGUGGCCUUGGUAUCAACAACACAAUUAUGUAUGAUCAAGUGAAGAAGUCCUGGGCCAAGCAGUCUGUGGCUCUUGAUGUGCUGUCGUACCACGCCACGUGUUCCAAGGCCGAAGUUGACAAGUUUAAGGCAGCCAAUAUCCCUCUGGUAUCAGAGCUGGCCAUCGACGACAUUCAUUUUGAUGACUUUUCCCUUGACGUUGACGCCAUGAUCACAGCUGCCCUCCGGAUGUUCAUGGAGCUGGGCAUGGUACAGAAAUUUAAAAUCGACUACGAGACCUUGUGCAGGUGGCUUCUGACAGUGAGGAAGAAUUACCGAAUGGUUCUCUACCACAACUGGAGACACGCCUUCAACGUGUGCCAGCUGAUGUUUGCCAUGCUCACCACUGCUGGGUUUCAAGAGAUUCUGACUGAGGUGGAAAUUUUAGCGGUGAUUGUGGGAUGCCUGUGUCAUGACCUCGACCACAGGGGAACCAACAACGCCUUCCAAGCUAAGAGUGACUCUGCGCUGGCCCAGCUCUACGGGACAUCGGCCACCUUAGAGCAUCACCAUUUUAACCACGCUGUGAUGAUCCUUCAGAGUGAGGGUCACAACAUCUUCGCUAAUUUGUCCUCCAAGGAAUACAGUGACCUCAUGCAGCUUCUAAAGCAGUCGAUACUAGCCACUGACCUCACGCUGUACUUUGAGAGAAGAACUGAGUUCUUUGAGCUUGUCAGCAAAGGAGACUACGAUUGGAACAUCAAAAGCCACCGUGAUGUGUUUCGAUCAAUGUUAAUGACAGCCUGUGACCUUGGAGCCGUGACCAAACCGUGGGAGAUCUCCAGACAGGUGGCUGAACUUGUAACCAGCGAGUUCUUUGAACAAGGAGAUCGGGAGAGGUCGGAACUCAAGCUCACUCCCUCGGCUAUUUUUGACCGGAACCGGAAAGACGAACUGCCUCGGUUGCAGCUGGAGUGGAUUGACAGCAUCUGCAUGCCUUUGUAUCAGGCCUUGGUGAAGGUCAACGCCAAACUGAAGCCGAUGCUGGAUUCAGUGGCUGCCAACCGAAGGAAGUGGGAAGAAUUACAUCAGAAAAGACUGCAGGUCUCCGCUGCCUCCCCAGUCCCUGCUAGUCUCACUGUGGCAACGGGCGAGGAUAGGAUGUAA